This is a messenger RNA of Symphalangus syndactylus (siamang), 5298 nucleotides long. It is a transcript of the gene LTB4R, whose product is annotated as leukotriene B4 receptor. Gene Ontology annotation, cellular component: plasma membrane. Gene Ontology annotation, molecular function: leukotriene receptor activity; complement receptor activity. NCBI's taxonomy places the organism in Eukaryota, Metazoa, Chordata, Mammalia, Primates, Hylobatidae. Gene Ontology annotation, biological process: inflammatory response; positive regulation of cytosolic calcium ion concentration; complement receptor mediated signaling pathway. The record is from RefSeq and is a predicted model, not a curated record.
UGCUAGGGCUACCAAAACUGGGAUGAACUAGCACCUGUGAACUAGAACAGCAGGGAGUAUGCUUAGAGUGCCUGGUCCUGGGUGUGGAGAAGAAAGGCCAUCAAGGUAGAUGCGGGUGGGGAACAGCUUGAGAGAGGAGGCAAGGACAACCCAGUUGCUGUCUGAAGGGGCCUCUAGUUGACCCUGGAGCUUCUGUCCCUAAACACAGGCCUCACAGGAUUCUUUCUGUCCUCUUGCACUGGGCAGAGUUUCCCUAACUUCCUCUGUUGCACAUUGCCCUUCUCUCACACCCCGUGUGGUCAGAAAGCCCUUCCUCAACUCUGACUUCAGUUCUUGCUGCGGUUUCUGCCGAUUUUUUUUUCAUAUCCUCUGCCUGACAGCUGCGGGGUCAACUCUGCUCUGGCUUUUCUCCAAGCAGAGCAAGUGGGGGCUCUGGAAAGGUUAAGGGACCUCAGUGGCCACCAUUACACUUUGCAUCUUUCCUGAGAAGUGAGAGUUGAAAGGGAAGCAGGAAGGCCCAUGGUCAGAUUGAAGGAAGGACUUUUUAGUUUUUUUUUUUUUUUUGAGACGGAGUCUCGCCCUGUCAUUCAGGCUGGAGUGCAGUGGUGCGAUCUCAGCUCACUGCAGCCUCCACAUCCUGGGUUCACAUGAUUCUCCUGCCUCAGCCUCCCAAGUAGCUGAGACUACAGGCACAUGCCACUACACCCAGCUAACUUUUGUAUUUUUAGUAGAGACGGGGUUUCACCACGUUGGCCAGGCUGGUCUCAAACUGCUGACAUCAAGCGAUCCGCUCCCCUCAGCCUCCCAAAGUGCUGGGAUUACCGGUAUGAACCACCACAACUGCCAGGAAUUUUUAGUUUUUAGCUUUUGCAGGAGACUUCAAGGAAAGGAGACGUUCCUCUGUCCAGGAAACAGGGAAGGGGACCAUUUCUGCAUUGCUGGUUUCCCCUCUUGUCAGGGUGGGCAUGAGGCAUCACUGUUCCUGCUCCCUCACUCCUGCUCCUCAUGCUCAGCCUGCCUAGCUCGGCCUCAACUUUGUGUGUCUAAAGUGGAACUGAAUAGUAGGCUGUGGGAAGAUAGGAAAGAGGUGGUGCCAAUCUCCUUGCCCAGAUCAUAAAUCCAGACUCAGCAGGGUAACCACAUAGGCAAGCACAAGGCAGGUGCCUGGGGAAAGGGGAAGUAAUUGGCAUUCUGUGUGAUACCAAGGAGACCAUUUGGAUUUUGGCUUCUACCAAAGAGAAUGGAGAAUUGGUUGACCUAAAUGGAACCAAUCCCUUUAAGUAAGGGGAGGAAAGGGGGUGCUGGAAGAUGGCCCUCUUCCCACGACUAGAUCAUAGCUUGAACUGAAGCCAAGGACAGACUGCUGCCCCCUUCGGCAUUUACUGGCGUGCCCUCUUUAAAUCAUGAUGUUGUCUAACCCAAACCCAGACCCAGGACCUAGUCACAGCUCCAACCUACACUUCCUAUUAAUCUUAAAAACAAAAACAAAGAUAUCAGCAUUGUAGCCUCUCAAUCUGAGCCCAUUUCCCUUCUCUGGCUACCAUACCUCCUUCUCCUAUAUGAUACCAUUCACUACUUUGUUCAAUUCUCCAGUCUAGACCUGCAUCUUGAGGCCACACCCAGCCUACUCACUCCCCGCACCCCUCUUUCCUCUCUCACUGCUCCUUCCUGGUCUCAUCUGGCCCCACCUCUGAGGAGUCCUCCUGCCUUCUGGGUUGCCCUGGAACACAGACUAUCCCCCCUCGUACUGAAGGGAGUGGGUAGGGGUUUCAGCCCCACCCUCAGGAAGAUGCGUCUUCCCUGUCCUCUGCUCCGUGGUACUUCCUCUCUGGCUGAUUUAGCAAACAGCACCUAGACCUGGGGCCAGGCCCUUGGCAGUGGCACAGAUCCAGGGAUAGGCUACACCACCCUGCCCUAAGCCUGGGAUUGGCAUCAGCUUCCAACCAGUUCCUGCCAAAGCUUGUAAGUUUCCUGGGAGCGACCAUGGUUGUGGUGGUGGUGGGACGGUGUGCAGCCAUGAAAGAAGGUGCAAAGGAAUCUCCAAAGAAAGCCUGACCAGUGUAAAAAGUUGGGAGGCUUUGUCGUUGUCACUUGUCCACUAACUCCUCCCCUCCCUGUUAUUCCUGGUUGACCCUGGGCAUCUCUGGGGACAGUAGGCAGGUGAUUGGGAAAGUUAAUGGGAUUGAGGGGCUGAGGGCCGGGCAGGGGGCAAAAAGACUGGCCUUUCAAGGGGUGCAGCAUUGGUAGGAACUCUCAGUUUGGUUCUGGGCUUUAGGGUCUCCUAAGGGGAGGAGACUGAAAAGGUCUGGAAAUGCUGCUGCUGCUGUGGUCACUGUAUAUUUUGCAAUUGGGUCUGUGGGCAGGAAGGGGCCCCAUGGCCCAGUUAGGAAACUAGUCUUUGUACUCAACCAGAUCCCUUUAAGAUGUCAGUCUGCAGCGAUGGGGGCAGUAUAUUUCAGGGGGACCUCUGAUGCUGCUGACCCUGGAGAUAGACUAGAGUUCUCAGCCUAGGUGUGUUCAUGGCGUCAGGAAACCCUUGGUCCUCUACUCUCAUGCGUGUGUCCGCCCUCACUCUCCAGGUCCUCCCGACGGCCAUGAACACUACAUCUUCUGCAGCACCCUCCUCACUAGGUGUAGAUUUCAUCUCUCUGCUUUCUAUCAUCCUGCUGUCAGUGGCGCUGGCUGUGGGGCUUCCCGGCAACAGCUUUGUGGUGUGGAGUAUCCUGAAAAGGAUGCAGAAGCGCUCCGUCACUGCCCUGAUGGUGCUGAACCUGGCCCUGGCCGACCUGGCUGUAUUGCUCACUGCUCCCUUUUUCCUUCACUUCCUGGCCAAAGAAACCUGGAGUUUUGGACUGGCUGGUUGCCGCCUGUGCCACUAUGCCUGCGGAGUCAGCAUGUACGCCAGCGUCCUGCUUAUCACCGCCAUGAGUCUAGACCGCUCACUGGCAGUGGCCCGCCCCUUUUUGUCCCAGAAACUACGCACCAAGGCGAUGGCCCGGAGGGUGCUCGCAGGCAUCUGGGUGUUGUCUUUUCUGCUGGCCACACCCGUCCUCGUGUACCGCACAGUAGUGGCCUCGGAAAAGAACUCGAGCCAGUGCUUCCCACAGUAUCCCAGCGAAAGGCACCGGGCCUUCCAUCUAAUCUUCGAGGCCGUCACGGGCUUCCUGCUGCCCUUCCUGGCUGUGGUGGCCAGCUACUCGGACAUAGGGCGCCGGCUGCAGGCCCGGCGCUUCCGCCGCAGCCGCCGUACCGGCCGCCUGGUGGUGCUCAUCAUCCUGACCUUCGCCGCCUUCUGGCUGCCCUACCACGUGGUGAACCUGGCCGAGGGGGGCCGCGCGCUGGCCGGCCAGGCCUCCGGGUUCGGGUUCGUGGGGAAGCGGCUGAGACUGGCCCGCCACGUGCUCAUCGCGCUCGCCUUCCUGAGCAGCAGCGUGAACCCUGUGCUGUACGCGUGCGCCGGCGGCGGCCUGCUGCGCUCGGCGGGCGUGGGCUUCGUCGCCAAGCUGCUGGAGGGCACGGGCUCCGAGGCGUCCAGCACGCGCCGCGGGGGCAGCCUGGGUCAGACCGCUAGGAGCGGCCCCGCCGCUCUGGAGCCCGGCCCUUCCGAGAGCCUCACUGCCUCCAGCCCUCUCCAGUUAAACGAACUGAACUAGGCCUGGUGGAAGGAGGCGCACUUUCCUCCUGGCAGAAUGCUAGCCCUGAGCCAGUUGCGUACCUGCAGGAGGAGCAGGGGCGUGGAGGGCGUGGGAGCGUGGGAGGCGGGAGUGGAGUGGAAGAAGAGGUAGAGGUGGAGCAAAGUGAGGGCCGAGUGAGAGCGUGCUCCAGCCUGGCUCCCACAGGCAGCUUUAACCAUUAAAACGGAAGUCUGAAAUUUAGUCAACCUUGUGAGUGGGGUACGUGUGCUGUGGGUAUCGGGGUGCUCGUGGGAGCCCUGGUGGGGCCCCUCUCAGUAGUUGAGAGUCGCGUCCUUUAGUUCCCCAUGAUUUACAAUUUUGGAAGGGACACAAAGAGACAUAGACUGCCCCCAUCCCAGAUGAUUCCGAGUACAUAGUCUGCAGAUAAUACUUAGCAAAACGCAGUCUACAGACUCCUAAAGCAGCUUGUUUAGGAAGACCACCCGUGUGGGCUUAUCACUCCAGGUUCUGUGACUCAGGGGACCUUCUGAGAAAACAGCACUGCUGUGAAACAUCUUCCCUGAAGCCUGUGAUAAGUCUCCUUGUUAGCAUGACUCCAACUUCCUGCCAAUAAUCUUUGUCCUCUCCGUAGGAGAUGUUCUAGGGGAUGCCUUCCUUUCCUCCAUUUCACCAAGAGGCCAGACUUGAGGACUAAGUCAUUAGAUCUUAUCCCUUAGAAUUCUGCGUAUCAGCAUCUGCUAACCGCCACAACACACCCUGGCACAGGGUGGGGCUGAGGGCCCCAGGAAACAAAGAUUCCCAAAAGUGAGAGGGAUGAGUCAUUAUUUCCUAGAGAUGACUGUUGUUUUAGAGAAGCUUGCGCCAACUCUGUUCUGACAAGGUUUUAGCAAGAUGGCAACAACAGUGGCAGCAGUGUACUUUUUGGAUCUUUCUCAUAAAAAAACAAAAGAGCAAGUUAGAGAGGGAAACCAAAUAUCCACAUGCAACAUCCGCAACAAACCUAGUAUGUCAAGGUUUGACAUACUCCCAUGGACCCCAGAGUAUGAGCCAGUGAGAAUGAGUCAUCAAUACCUCAAGACCCAUAUACCAGCAUCUGUGCAGAAGGAUGAAGAAGGAAGCAAAGGGAUGUUGGAUAGACCUAAGAAGAGGAGAUCCCCAAGCUGUCUACAGAUCCUUACUGGAAAGUAUGGUGUACCAAUUUGAGAACAGCAGCUGAAACUGGGAGGGACCUAACAGUAUUGCCCAGGCCUCUCGCCCAUUCUGUAUGGUGAGCACAUAAUAGGUACUUAUUUAGUGUUUGUUGAAUGAAUAAAGUUCAAAUGACAUUUCCCUGGAGAUUCUUCCGGUAUUUGUGAGUAGGGGGCAAGAAAGGGCAAAUUUUUGUUUUGAGUCAUAUGGCUAAAUUCUUUAUGGUUCCAAGGUGUACAAAAUACUAGAAUCAAGUUGGCAGAGAGGCUGAGGGAGUUCUCUUCCUGAGCUUGUGAAAAAAGUCACCCCCUUUCAACAUGCUCAGUCUCACAUGCAUGCAUGUGUGCAGGCAUGUGCACACACAUACACACACACACUCGCACUAAAAUUGGCCUGGGAAGAAUACUUCCCACUGAAGGGCAAGGAGAAGGUGAUCCCCAGCUAUAUCAGCAGCUUCAGACAUCAAUGGAUUCCA